AUGGUGUAGUGAGGCUCUUGAGUUUCCUCGCUGGCAUUUCAUGGUUGUGACUCUGCUCAGGAACUUCCCCAGGUGAGCCCUCGCUUCUUCUGAGCACGGCACCCCCCUCCCAUCUCAGCCAGGAUGCCAGUGAGGCGCUGGGCCCCUGGCAGCCAGUGCGUCACCAAGUGUGAGCACACCCGCCCCAAGCCAGGGGAGCUGGCCUUCCGCAAGGGUGAUGUGGUCACCAUCCUGGAAGCCUGCGAGAACAAGAGCUGGUACCGUGUCAAGCACCACGCCAGCGGGCAGGAGGGGCUGCUGGCGGCCGGCGCGCUGCGGGAGCGUGAGGCCCUCUCNUGGGCCCAGCCCAACAUGCCCCCUUCCCCCGGCCGCAGGUGGUUCCACGGGAAGAUCUCAGGCCAGGAGGCCGUGCAGCAGCUGCAGCCGCCAGAGGAUGGGCUGUUCCUGGUGCGCGAGUCAGUGCGACAUCCAGGCGACUACGUGCUGUGUGUGAGCUUCGGCCGCGAUGUCAUCCACUACCGCGUGCUGCACCGCGAUGGCCACCUCACCAUCGAUGAGGUCGUCUGCUUCUGCAACCUCAUGGACAUGGUGGAGCAUUACAGCAGGGACAAGGGGGCCAUCUGCACGAAGCUCAUGAAGCCCAAGAGGAAGCAGGGCACCAAGUCUGCGGAGGAGGAGCUGGCCAAGGCUGGCUGGUUACUGAACCUGCAACAUUUGACGCUGGGAGCACAGAUCGGAGAGGGGGAGUUUGGAGCCGUCCUGCAGGGUGAGUACCUGGGGCAGAAAGUGGCCGUGAAAAACAUCAAGUGUGACGUGACCGCCCAGGCCUUCCUGGAUGAGACCGCCGUCAUGACGAAGAUGAAACAUAAGAACCUGGUGCGCCUCCUGGGUGUAAUCCUGCACCAGGGACUGUACAUCGUCAUGGAGCACGUGAGCAAGGGCAACCUGGUGAACUUUCUACGGACGCGGGGUCGGGCCCUUGUGAACACUGCCCAGCUCCUACAGUUUUCUCUGCAUGUGGCCGAGGGCAUGGAGUAUCUGGAAAGCAAGAAGCUGGUGCACCGCGACCUCGCCGCCCGCAACAUCCUCGUUUCCGAGGACCUGGUGGCCAAGGUCAGCGACUUCGGCCUGGCCAAAGCCGAGCAGAAGGGGCUGGAUGCAAGCCGGCUGCCGGUCAAGUGGACAGCGCCCGAGGCUCUCAAACACGGGAAGUUCUCCAGCAAGUCGGAUGUCUGGAGUUUCGGGGUGCUGCUGUGGGAGGUCUUCUCAUAUGGACGGGCUCCGUACCCUAAGAUGUCGCUGAAGGAGGUGUCAGAGGCUGUGGAGAAGGGGUACCGCAUGGAGGCCCCCGAGGGCUGCCCGGGCGCCGUCCACGCCCUCAUGGGCAGCUGUUGGGAGGCGGAGCCCGCCCGCCGGCCGCCCUUCCGCAAACUGGCCGAGAAGCUGGCUCGGGAGCUGCGCAGCGCAGGCACCUUGGCCCCCAUCGGGGGGCAGGACAUCGAUGGCUCCACUUCGCCCCAGAACCAGGACCCUUGACCCUGCCCAGUGGGGCUGAGGGUCCCUGAGGACCAAGAGAGUGGGGGGCAUAGGUUGGGGGCGUGGGUCAUGCCCGAGGAGGAUCACAUGACCAGCGAGCUGCCCUCCUGGCUCCCAGGGCAGAGGCAGGCCCACGUGGGGGGCUCUGGGCAGCCUGUGGACACCACAGACUUGGGAAGGUGCAGGGUUAUCGCCUUGAUAAAGAUAGUUCCGAGGAC
Molecule: messenger RNA, 1754 nt
Organism: Galeopterus variegatus (Sunda flying lemur)
Lineage: Eukaryota; Metazoa; Chordata; Mammalia; Dermoptera; Cynocephalidae
Gene: MATK
Product: megakaryocyte-associated tyrosine kinase
Exons: 13
Biological process (GO): protein phosphorylation
Molecular function (GO): ATP binding; protein binding; protein tyrosine kinase activity
Source: RefSeq, a predicted model, not a curated record